CAUCAAUAACUUUUGUUGCUCUUUUAAGUUAAAUGGAAUGUCUGAAGACUAAAUAAUCCGACCACCAAUUUUUUAUAAAAGAGGGCGGCGGAGUAUUAUAAUAGAUCUGUUUGCACAUAUUUCUUCCACUUUAACUUUGGACCUUUAUUCCGCUUAGCAAUUCAAACGUUCGAGCCUGCUACGUGACCGCUGACCGCCGAACACAAACCGCCUGAUUAACGACUCAAAUGUAAACUGAGUUGCCAAAAUAUUUUCUUCCUGCUCGCAAUCACCAAAACGGUGGCAGCUUGCAGCACAGGUUUUGUUGCAUGGAAACCUUUGUUCUUAAGAUCUUUGAUAUUCUUCGUUUCUUUCAGAUUUCUGGUGAUCUUUGGAGCCACUUGUCAACUGUAUUUAAAGCGGAUUGGACUACAGAAAAGAGGUGUCUGGAUGUGAUAAAAUCGACCUAUGAAGAAAAUAACUACAUCUUUGAUCCUCACACAGCAGUGGCUAAAGACGUAGCGGAUCGCUUUGCAAAUCCUCAUCGACCCCUUAUCAUCUCUUCAACUGCCCACUAUAGCAAGUUUGCGUACGAUGUUCUAAAAGGACUGUCAAAAUUACCAGCAUCCCAAGGUCCUUUGGACUUGUUUGGGAGUCUAAACAAACUUGGUGCCAACCCUUCUGCGCAUGCCAAUCUUGAAACUGUUGUCAAGCGAGAUCAAAAGCAGAAUACCACGUGCUUAGCGGAAACUAGUGUAAUCAUGAAGGAAAUAGAAGCCUUUUUAAGUCGAUGAUUGUGGACGGGGAUUUUAGCGACUGAUAACUCGAACCUUCAAGGGAAAUCGAAAAAUGUUGGAGGCCUUGCGAGUUGAAAACAAAGGACCGAAAACAAGGGAAAACGGUGUUUGCUGUUUUUCUAUUCGUGCAAUAUACUUUUUAAUCAAAUUUAAUUCUAGAGAAGUCGAGUGAAAAUGGAACAUUAAAUUACUGCAGAAAUCGUGACACAACGUAAAUGUUUUGGACUGCAGUAAACUGUUUUUUUCUGA
Molecule: messenger RNA, 1025 nt
Organism: Pocillopora damicornis (cauliflower coral)
Lineage: Eukaryota; Metazoa; Cnidaria; Anthozoa; Scleractinia; Pocilloporidae
Product: threonine synthase-like 1
Biological process (GO): amino acid metabolic process
Cellular component (GO): cytoplasm
Molecular function (GO): pyridoxal phosphate binding
Source: RefSeq, a predicted model, not a curated record